Manacus vitellinus (golden-collared manakin) is the source of this 897-nucleotide messenger RNA. RefSeq names its product catenin alpha-2. The annotation marks the transcript as partial. Gene Ontology annotation, cellular component: catenin complex; actin cytoskeleton; adherens junction. The transcript is spliced from 6 exons. NCBI's taxonomy places the organism in Eukaryota, Metazoa, Chordata, Aves, Passeriformes, Pipridae. Gene Ontology annotation, molecular function: cadherin binding; structural molecule activity; beta-catenin binding. Gene Ontology annotation, biological process: cell migration; cell-cell adhesion. The record is from RefSeq and is a predicted model, not a curated record.
GGAGCAGGGCACGGGGAUGGGAAGAAGGGGUGAGGAACAGGGAGUAUGACUUCUGCAACGUCACCUAUCAUUUUGAAAUGGGACCCCAAAAGUUUGGAAAUCAGGACUCUCACAGUGGAGAGGCUGCUGGAGCCACUCGUUACCCAGGUAACAACACUCGUGAACACGAGCAAUAAGGGCCCGUCUGGCAAGAAGAAAGGGCGCUCUAAGAAGGCUCAUGUUUUGGCUGCCUCAGUGGAACAGGCCACUCAGAACUUCUUGGAAAAAGGAGAUCAGAUUGCUAAGGAGAGCCAGGACCUCAAGGAGGAGCUGGUUGCUGCUGUGGAGGAUGUUCGAAAACAAGGAGAAACCAUGCGAAUUGCCUCCUCGGAGUUCGCCGACGACCCCUGCUCCUCGGUGAAGAGGGGCACCAUGGUGAGGGCAGCCCGGGCCCUGCUCUCGGCCGUCACCCGCCUCCUCAUCCUGGCUGACAUGGCUGAUGUCAUGAGGCUUCUCUCACACCUGAAGAUUGUAGAGGAAGCACUAGAAGCAGUGAAAAAUGCAACAAAUGAGCAAGAUUUAGCGAAUCGCUUCAAGGAAUUUGGGAAGGAGAUGGUAAAACUGAACUAUGUGGCUGCCAGACGACAACAGGAGCUGAAGGACCCUCACUGCAGGGAUGAGAUGGCUGCAGCCCGAGGGGCUCUGAAGAAGAAUGCCACCAUGCUGUACACGGCGUCCCAGGCCUUCCUCCGCCACCCCGACGUUGCAGCCACGAGGGCCAACAGGGACUACGUCUUCAAGCAAGUGCAGGAGGCCAUUGCUGGGAUCUCCAACGCUGCCCAGGCCACCUCGCCCACCGACGAGAACAAGGGCCACACUGGCAUAGGAGAGCUUGCUGCUGCCCUGAAUGAGUUUGAU